AUGUUAUUGUCACAAUUAACGGUUGUUGCUUUGUCCGUUGCCUCCACGGCAUACGGUGCUGCCAUCAAGGAACUUUACAAGAGAAGCGACACAUGUUUACCAAACCCAGCUGAGUUGAGCACUACUCUCGUUACCGUCACUGCUGAAAGUACCGACAUUGUCACCAUUACUUCUUGUAAAGACAAUGCUUGCCACACAACUACUGCACCAACUGGUGUCACUACUGUUACCAUCACCGACUCCGAAGUCGAAACCGUCGUUACUACUUACUGCCCCUUGACUACCACUCACACAUUAGGUGUUGAGACUACAAAGAGCAAAACGUACGACUUGGGAUGCCCUACUGGUGAAUACGGUUACAACGGUUACAAAGGUAUCAACAUUGGCUUGGGAGUUGGUCUCGGUUUGGGAAUCAACUUGAACAAGAACUUGGGUCUUGGUAUCCAAAAGAGUCUUGGCCUUGGUGUUGGAGCUAACGUCGGCGCCAACGUCGGAAUCGAAAAGAGCAUUGGUGUCGACAAGAGCGCCGGUGCAGGUAUCCAAAAGAACAUUGGUGUUGGCGUUGGAGCUAAUGUUGGCGCUAACGUCGGACUUGACAAGAGCAUUGGUGUCGACAAGAGCGCCAGUGCAGGUAUCCAAAAGAACAUUGGUGUUGGCGUUGGAGCUAAUGUUGGCGCUAAUGUCGGAGCCAACGUCGGACUUGACAAGAGCAUUGGUGUCGACAAGAGCGCCAGUGCAGGUAUCCAAAAGAACAUUGGUGUUGGCGUUGGAGCUAACGUCGGCGCUAAUGUCGGAGUCGAAAAGAGCAUUGGUGUCGACAAGAGCGCCAGUGCAGGUAUCCAAAAGAACAUUGGUGUUGGCGUUGGAGCUAAUGUUGGCGCUAACGUCGGUGCUAACGUCGGACUUGACAAGAGCAUUGGAGUUGACAAGAGUGCCGGUGCAAGUAUCCAAAAGAGCGUUGGUGUUGGAGCCAACGUCGGUGUUGAAAAGAACCUUGAAGUCAGCAAAGGAAAGAGAUUCUUUAAAGAGCCAAACCCAGCUGACUUGAGCACUACUCUCGUUACUGUUACUGCUGAAGAGACUGCCGUUGUCACCAUUACUUCAUGCUCCAACGACGCUUGUCAAACCAGUACUGCUACUACCGGUGUCACCGUUGUCACCAUCACUGACUCUGAAAUCGAAACCGUUGUCACUACUUACUGCCCAUUGACCACCACUCACACCUUGGGUGUCGACACCACCGCCGCUGAAACUCAAACCUCAGUCGUCACCGUCACCGCUGACAGCACUGCUUACGUUACUGUUACCUCAUGUAAGGACAAUGCUUGUCAAACCACCACUGCUCCAACCGGUGUCACCACUGUUACUGUCACUGAUUCAGAAGUUGAAACUGUUCUCACCACUUACUGCCCAUUGACCACUACCCAAACCGUUAGCCAGGAAACCACAAAGACCCAGACUUAUGACUUGGGAUGCCCUACUGGUGAAUACGGUUACAACGGUUACAAAGGUAUCAACAUUGGCUUGGGAGUUGGUCUCGGUUUGGGAAUCAACUUGAACAAGAACUUGGGUCUUGGUAUCCAAAAGAGUCUUGGUCUUGAUGUUGGAGCUAAUGUCGGCGCCAGCGUUGGACUUGAAAAGAACCUCGGUCUUGGUCUCGAGAAGAACAUUAGUGCUAACGUCGGUGCUGAUGUCAACGCUUCAUUGGAAAAGAACCUCGCCCUCCAGAAGAGUCUUGGACUUGGUAUUGGUGCUAAUGUUGGAGCUAACGUCGGCGCCAGCGUUGGACUUGAAAAGAACCUCGGUCUUGGUCUCGAGAAGAACAUUAGUGCUAACGUCGGUGCUGAUGUCAACGCUUCAUUGGAAAAGAACCUCGCCCUCCAGAAGAGUCUUGGACUUGGUAUUGGUGCUAAUGUUGGAGCUAACGUCGGCGCCAGCGUUGGACUUGAAAAGAACCUCGGUCUUGGUCUCGAGAAGAACAUUAGUGCUAACGUCGGUGCUGAUGUCAACGCUUCAUUGGAAAAGAACCUCGCCCUCCAGAAGAGUCUUGGUCUUGGUGUUGGUGCUAACGUCGGUGCUGAUGUCAACGCUUCAUUGGAAAAGAACCUCGCCCUCCAGAAGAGUCUUGGUCUUGGUGUUGGUGCUAACGUCGGUGCUGAUGUCAACGCUUCAUUGGAAAAGAACCUCGCCCUCCAGAAGAGUCUUGGAGUUGGAGCUAAUGUCGGAGCCAACGUCGGACUUGACAAGAGCAUUGGUGUCGACAAGAGCGCCAGUGCAGGUAUCCAAAAGAACAUUGGUGUUGGCGUUGGAGCUAAUGUUGGCGCUAACGUCGGUGCUAACGUCGGACUUGACAAGAGCAUUGGUGUCGACAAGAGCGCCAGUGCAGGUAUCCAAAAGAACAUUGGUGUUGGCGUUGGAGCUAAUGUUGGCGCUAAUGUCGGAGCCAACGUCGGACUUGACAAGAGCAUUGGAGUUGACAAGAGUGCCGGUGCAAGUAUCCAAAAGAACAUUGGUGUUGGCGUUGGAGCUAAUGUUGGCGCUAACGUUGAUGCAUCUGUGCAAAAGAACGUUGGUGUGAGCAAAGGAUGA
Messenger RNA from Lodderomyces beijingensis, 2589 nucleotides. Lineage: Eukaryota; Fungi; Ascomycota; Pichiomycetes; Serinales; Debaryomycetaceae. The record is from the annotation of a GenBank genome assembly.